AUGGCCCUGUCCUGGGCUCCUGAUUCUGAUUGCCAGGUGGUUUAUUUGCAUUUUACUUGCGGUUCCCUUCUGUCAUUGUUACAUGAUCGAUAUGAUUGUGAAACCCUGAGACCUCUAUCUCAAGUUACCUCAAUGACAUUAUCUUUACUUAACAAGCAGCUUACAAGUCUGUCAACUGAGAAAGAUCUUUAAAAAUGGACCCUCUCACAAUGUUCGAAUUUGAAAAUGAUGUACAGUGUAAUGUUGAAAAAAGUGACAGAAUUCUUGGUGUGUUCACGCUAACAAUGUUGAAGGCUUUUCACCCUAACUACUAUGUGAGUCAGUUUCAUUGACAAAUCUGUGUCUGUGUGUGCACAGUCUUUCCAACGAAAUCAACUCAAGAAGAUUCCAAGAUGCCGGACACAAUUAUGUCCAAGGAACCCUCUUCCAACCUGGAGAAUGCCAUGCAGAUGCUGAUCAAAACCUUCCACAAGUACUCAGGGAAGGAGGGUGACAAGUACACUCUGAGCCGGGGAGAGCUGAGAGAGCUGUUAACAGAGGAGCUGGGGAGUUACCUAGGGAAUGCCCGGGAUGGAGAAGGGGUUGAGAAGGUGAUGAACGACCUGGACGCCAACAGCGACGGCGAGGUGGACUUCACAGAGUUCAUCAUCCUGAUGGGAGCCCUGACAGUGGCUUGCAACGACUUCUUCAUGGAAUACAAGCCCGAGAAACUUGUCCACACACCCUUUGAGAAAAAGGAGGCAACAGAGGAGAAGAAAGAGUGAAGGAAAAAUGGGAGGAGUGGGGAGGGACUGGGAGGAGGGAAGGGGGAGAUGGAUGGAAAGUGGCAAUGAACUGUGGAGCAACAGUGAAAGGGUACAAUUGAUGGUUGUAUGGUCAUCUUAUGCAAAUUUCUAAACAGUGCAAAUGAAAUGUGUGAAAAGAGGCUGAGGGAACUUCACUUCACUAAGUAAGGUUUCGCUGAUGGAAGAACAGUGUGUUCCAUCUGCAACUAUCCAAAUACUUUUCAUACCAUAGUUAAGUCACAGAUCCGGAGUCAGUUACUCUGUGUUCUCAAAUGCACGAGUGGCACUGUAUACAGUAGGGGUCGGCAACAGGUGUCCUGCAGGCCAAAACUGGCAUGCGAGUGAUUUUUUUUGCCCCCCCCCCCUGAACUUUUUGGUGAAAGAAAUAUUUUCUGGUGAUUUUAGUUUUUUUACUGUAAAAUCACCAGGAAUUCAGCAAAAAUGUGUUUAAUUUAGGAAAUCUGUUCAAGUAUUCACAUAAAGUUUUUUUUUUAUAUGUGAUCGUGUCUCAAUGUAAUCAAUGUAUGAAAUUAUUCAAAUACAAUCUCUUUUUGGGCUUAGUUGUGGUACAUUUGCAGUGCACAGAUUAUUAUAAUUAUGUUCCAGCCCUCUGACCAUCCUCUCCAACAAAAAUCAACCCCGGCUGAAUCUAGUUGCAUACCCCUGGUAUACAGGGUAGUAUGUGUGAGUUCAGUUGUGUUCUCUAUUCCGUCUCAAAUUCCAAAUCAACUGUUUAAAUGCUUUGGAUGCAUAUUCAGGAUGGAUUUAAUUGAAAGUAUGAAUUAUUUCAGUGGAUGUUAUUGUAACACACUACCACCAAUGGAGUCAGAUCUGGCCUAAAGCACAACAGGGUGAUACUAGGAGUGUCAUGAAUAUAAAGAUGAUAUCAUAGAUAUAACCUAUUCUAAAUAUUUAAGAUAUUUAUUAUGUACUCAGUGUUGAACAUUUGAAUAUAAUUUACAUUUCUUUGCACAUAUUUUGUAAUCGGUUUUUGGUAAUUACCAAUGUGUUCUUCCAAACAUUAAACAUGACAUUUAAUCAGC
Salmo salar (Atlantic salmon) is the source of this 1828-nucleotide messenger RNA. The record is from RefSeq and is a predicted model, not a curated record. NCBI's taxonomy places the organism in Eukaryota, Metazoa, Chordata, Actinopteri, Salmoniformes, Salmonidae.